GACCACAACACCGUAAUGACUUGGAAAUGCAUUACACAACCACAGUGUGGGGGUGUGACUAGCACAGUCAUUACGGUAAAUGUAGGCUGCGGAGCCUCGCUGUGUCCGACAGACCGGGAGUUCCACUGGAAGACACUGCGCCGGACAGGUCUUAGAUGUUAUCCUUUUUUCUGAGCCACAGACAACAUCCCAUCUAGUCAGGUGCAACUCCAAGGCCACCCACUCUUGGUUUUCAGUCAUCGUCUGACAAUCUUGACGUCAACCCUGUGAGAUUUGGAGAGAGAGGACCGCUCGUCUCAUCGUUCACAGUCCCAGACCAAACUAGCAGAAGGAGCAGCCCCUUCCAUUGCCCACCCUCCCCUGCUGCUAGGACCAGCAUGGCAGACAGCCGUAAGCCAGAAGAUUGUGCCCCCCAGUGGGACCCAUCAGGAGGGCAGGAGCCCACUGGCACCCAAGGAGCCAAUGGCUACUCUUCCUCAGCGUACCGGACUUGUCAGACUGGUGGAGCACACAUGGCCACGGCCUCCUACACUGCCAGGGAAAAUGGCUUCAAUGGGGAGUUCACUGGUGCCCACGCUAUAACUGCAGAGCAAGUGUCCGCACGGAUUGUGCAAGAAGUAACGGCAGAGGCAGUGGCCGUGCUGAAAGGUGAACAGGAGACUCAAAGGCUGCCAUCAGUUGAAGACACCACCAAUUUGCCCCCCUCCCCUCCCCCCUCACCUGCCGCAGAGCACUUUGGCCCCCUGGAACAAGAUGUAGGGGACGAGGAGGAGGCGGGCCCUCUCCGCCGCUUCCAAAAUUCUCGGGAGAGGUGCAAGUUCCUCGCCCCCUCCAUCUCAGUUUCCGUGCCUGAGGACGACCCCUACCACUCCGACGAGGAGUACUAUGAGCACCCAUUGUUCAGCCCAGAGUGGACGCACUCUGGCUCUCGCCCCACAGGGCAGGCCGUGGCCUUUAGACAGAUUGAAGAAGAGACCAUGGAGGCUCUUACAGCUGAAUACGAGGAAGAGGUGGAAGAGGAGGAGGAGGAGGAGGAGGAGGAGAGUGCAGAGGCAGCAGAGUCCGAGGCAGCUCUUGAUGAGCAGCAAUGGAGUGGGGAAGAGCCUGAGCUGGACAGCCCCCAAGCUGAAACCUUAGAGCAGGCAGAGGCCAUAGACGAGGCCCAGGACCUAGACCUGGAGCCGUCCGAAGCAGUUAGUGCUGCUGCAGAAAGCUCUAUGGACAGAGAGGAGGAGGAGGAGGAGGAGGAGGAGGAAGCAGAGGGUGAAGCGACAGCUUUGAAGAUGGACUCAGACAAGCAGGCCAGUGGGUCCAUGAGUCCAGACAGCAUUGGAUCAGAAAAACGCCCAGAGGAGUUUUUUGAGCCCCAGAUGCAAGGAUUCUUUGCUGGUGAACGAGUCGUACCAGAGAGCCCCACCAUGGAUAUGCCACCCUUUGUACCUCAAAACCAAGCCAAAGAAUCCCCCAAAUCACUCACACUUCAGCCGCUGUAUGGCGAGCCAAUCACAGUGUCAGAGAAGCAGCCGUCAGUGGAGGUGAUGGAGUUCACCAGCAUAGGUGCACCUUCUGAUUUCUCUUCAAUGGGAGUCAAAGAUCAAGGAGGAGACACGACAAAAGAUGCAACAGACAGAUCUGGCAUGUCGGCAUAUUUUGAAACGUCAGCCGCAGAGCCCGCUGAGGCACUACAGUGUAAGGGAGAGGGUUAUUACGAACUGAGCAGAGCUGGUGAAGAGAAGACUGCAACCGAAGCCCAAGAUAAAUCUGAAAAUAAGAGUACCGCAGAAGCCACUGGAGCAUUCCCACUUCCUGAGAGGGGUAAUGAAUGCAGGCUUUCUCCAGGUAAACUGGCCCUAGAGCAGAGGAGUUACUCACUUAACAUCACAAUUGGAGCAAUGGAUCAGAGUGGCCAAGGUAGAACCAAGCACUUCUCCCCACUGGCUACAGAUAUAAUGUCAUAUACUAGUGGUAGCCUAGAUGAAUCAGCAGACUACCUCCCAGUCACUACACCCUCUGUGGAUAAGCCUCCAUCCUUCCCUCCCUUGAUCCUGGAGACUGCAGCUUCCAUCACUUCAGACUCCUCAUCUCCUCCAAGAUCGACUGAUGUAGAUUCAAAACCCAGCUCUGAACCAGAGUUGCCAGAAUCCCCUCAGCCCAAUAAUGGUACCUAUAAAAAUGGCACAGUCAUGGCACAAGACUUGCCCGAGAUGCUGGACCUGGCUGGUACCCGUUCAAGACUGGCAUCAGAAAACACUGAUCCAGAAAUUACCCGUAGAAAAUCCAUUCAAGUUGAUGUUCCCGCUUUCCCCGAUGACCCUCUGGCUAGCCUUAUUUCAGGGGAACAAAGUCCUGGAGCCAGAAGAAGUGAAAGCCAGCUGGAGGAGAUGGGCUAUUGUGUAUUCAGUGAAUAUUCAGGGCCAAUGCCAUCCCCUGCAGAUGUGUUAAGCCCUACAAUCACUUCUACACAGGGGUUCACACACUCUGUUCUAGAGGAGAAAGUGGCUGCGCAGGCAAGGAAGUUAGCAGUCAGAGACACAUCUAUGGAGGAAACGACACAGCAGUCAGAAGCUGCUGAGGUCACUGAAGAGAAAGAUCAGACACAGGGAGACAUUGAAAGGCCAACUGAAGAAAAGAGCAAAGAGAUUGCCGAUGAUCUAUUAAAUAAAGCUGCAAAUAAUGAGGAGAAAGCACCUUCCCGUAGAAGUGAGUCAUUUGUGACACCAACAGUCACGGUGACUCUAGAGGAAGGUGGGAGGUCACUGGGUGACACUGAACGACAAGGCAGCGGUGAAGGCUCAGCGUCAGAAACCGAGAUCGCCGACUAUGAGAGGCAAAUCCGCAAAUUGGAGAUGGAGGACAGGCCUCUCAGUCUGGAAGAGGAGCGAGAAUUACAGGAGCUCCGGGAGAAGGUGAAGCUGGUGCACCAGGAGGCUUACGAGGAAGUGGACGCUGAAGAUGUGUACCAGUUGACCGGCGUGGCCAAAGACCGCAUCGCCAGGCCCGCCAAAACUUCACCCACUUCAUCCGUGGAGAGUAUUAUCGAUGACGACAAGUUGCUCUCUCCCGUGCUCUCACCUUCUAAGGCGAAACAAAGGGAUAUUUAUGGCUCACCCAAAAGAGCACUUUCACCAGUGUUAGGAAUAAACAAAGAGGAGAAAACUAGAGACGAAUCAGAACGAAAGUUGAGUGAAGAAGCUGAGAAGAAAAAAGAAGACAAAGAAGAGCCAGAGACAAAAGAAAAGGAAAUGAAAGCAACAGAAGAGAGGGAAAGGAGAGAGAAAGAAGAGAGAGAAAAGGAAGAGGCAGAGAGGAUAAUGAGUGAAGAGAACGAAAGGAGGGAGAAAGAACGACAAGAGCUCGAGAUGAAAGAGAAACUGGAGAAAGAGAGAAAAGAGAAAGAGGAGCAAGAAAAGAAAGAAAGAGAAGCGAGGGAAAGGAUCGAGCAAGAGGAGAGAGAGAAGGAGGAAAAGGACAGAAUAGAGAAAGAAUUGAGAGAGAAAGAACAAAUAGAGAGGGAGCUAAAAGAGAAGGAAGAGAAAGAGAAAAUGGAGAGGGAGAUAAAAGAGAAGGAAGAGAAAGAGAAAAUGGAGAGGGAAUUAAAGGAGAAGGAAGAGAAAGAAAAAAUAGAGAGGGAGAUAAAAGAGAAGGAAGAGAAAGAGAAAAUGGAGAGGGAAUUAAAGGAGAAGGAAGAGAAAGAAAAGAUAGAGAGGCAGCUAAAAGAGAAGGAAGAGAGAGAAAAGAUAGAGAGGGAAUUAAAGGAGAAGGAAGAGAGGGAGAGGGAAUUGAAGGAAAAGGAAGAGAAAGAAAAGAUAGAGAUGGAACUUAAGGAGAAGGAAGAAAAAGAAAAAAUAGAAAUGGAACAGAAACUAAAGGAAGAGAGAGAGAAAGUGGAGCAAGAGGGAGGUGAGGGAGACAUGAUGGAGAAAGCUGGGGCAGCGGCAAUAAAGGAGAUCUCAGAAUCUCGAGCUGCCAUCGAAUCAGUGGUGACAGUUGAAGACGAUUUCAUCACCGUGGUCCAAACCAUUGAUGAAGCCGAGGAGCCAGGACACAGCAUUCGUUUUUCGGCUCCGCCGGAGGUCGAAGCGCUUUGUGUCACCGGUCACGAAGACCUAGAGGAGGAAGAGGAGGAGUCUGUUGAGUUAGCCCAGGAGGCGGACAUUGAGGCUGCCAGUCUAGAGGAAAUGGGUGAUAUCCCUGAGACGCCCGCGUCCCCUGAGAAGGAGGAGGCUCAGACCAUUGAAACAGAAGAACAGACAGAAAGCUACGAUAGAGAUGAGACCACAAUGGAUGACUCCAUCCUGGACAGCUCCUGGGUGGACACACAAGAUGAUGAUAAGAGUUUGGUAACAGAGCAGUUUGAGCCUUUGCCCAAGGUGUCCAGCCCAGGCAAAAUGACAAACAAACAAAAGAAGAGCGAGAAACCAGAGAAGCCAAUCAAACCAAAGGCCAGGGGAGGGAGAGCUCGAGGUCGAAUCUCCACACCAGAACGCAAACCUGCGCGCAAAGAACCUAUCUGCAUCCCCAGAGAGGAAGAGAAGAAGAAAAGAGCUGUUAUACGGAAGACAGAGCUGACCAAAAAAAUGGAGAAUCAAUCCCCAUCUAAGAGGACCGUGAUGAAACCGGCUGUCCGCGAGACUCGCUCCACCCAGCACCACUCCUGCCCCAGAAGGAGACCCACAGAGGCCCGACCAGACUGUCGUCAGCCUCUCAGUGUUGCACGACAGUCUCGUGACAGAGCAUCGGACGGUGGAUCACGGAGCCCAGACAAGAAGUCCUCCGUGCCACGUCAUGGCUCUAUACUGAGUCGCCGUGGGUACCACGACCAAGAGGAGAGUUCCACCUCCAUCACCAGCUCUGGCUCCACUGCUCCCCGCAGACCCACAUCAUUUCACACUGAGAUGAGGGCAGAGUACAGGACAGGACGAGCCCCGAGUAUGACAGUUACAGAAUCAAUACGCUCCCGCUCAGCUCGCAGCGGCCACUCCACCCCGCGCACUCCAGGCUCCACAGCCAUGACACCGGGUACUCCUCCCAGCUACUCAUCAUCAUCAAGGACUCCUGGAACCCCUCGCUCCCUCAGCUUGAUAUCCCAGGACAGGAAGGUGGCCGUGGUCCGCACCCCACCCAAGUCGCCUGCCACCACACCCAAGCAGCUUCGCAUCAUAAGCGAGCCACUGCCGGACUUCAAGAAUAUCAAGUCCAAGAUCGGCUCCACGGAGAACAUCAAGUACCAGCCCAAAGGAGGACAGAUCCAUACAUCUGUGCGUUUCUCCAUAGAUUCACACAUUUCAUGCAAUAAAGUAGACUUUAGUCACUUGCUGUCAAAAUGUAGCUCCAAGGAGAAUCUGAAGUACUCUCCUCAUGGAGGCAAUGACUGUGUUCUCAUCCCCAUUGUUAAGCUGGACUAUAGCCAUGUUCAGUCUAGGUGUGGGUCCUUGGACAGGCGAGGCUACUCAGCAGGAGGUGGAAACGUGCAGAUACAGAAUAAGAAGAUUGAUUUGAGCCACGUGACCUCCAAGUGUGGCUCUCUAGACAACAUCCAUCAUCGACCUGGGGGCGGACACGUGCGCAUAGAGACCGUGAAGUUGGAUUUCAAAGACAAAGCCCAAGCCAAGAUCGAGAGCCACAGGCUGGCAUUCCGAGACCAAGCUAAGGCCCGAGGGGACCACGGCGCUGACAACGUUGUCCAGUCACCAGGAUUGUCUGGAUCGGUGUCUCCCCAACGCCAGCGUGACAGCCACCUAUCCUCCUCCGGCAGUCUCAACAUGUUGGAUUCGCCGCAGUUAGCGACCUUGGCUGAGGAUGUCACUGCGGCUCUGGCCAAGCAGGGUUUGUGAACAGUGGCUCUGCUUUUUGUUGUCUGCACUCCAGACAUCGUCACGCUCAUCCACUCAAACUUUUCUGCCCACUCCUGCCACCCUGAGGCCAAUCUCAGCUAAGCCACAGCCUCUGAACACCUCCACUUCAAGAACCAUGUCUCAACUCUUCAAGUAGAGACUUGAAUUAGGAGCUAUUGUAUGUAUGGUCCUCUUAAUUUCUUGUCUAUUUUGAAUCCAACUAUGUGUUAUUUCUGAUUCCUUUUGUUGGCCUCUCUCUCUCUCUCUCUCUCUCUCUCUUUGGAUGAUGUUGCAUAGAAUAGUUCAGAUUGAUCACUGGCCACAGAUUAGGAUGAGGACCAGAGAUCAGUAUUGUGAAGAAGCUACCUUGGCCAGCACACCAUGCAGCACGUGUUGUUCUUGCUCAGUAAACGUGCAUGGACGCCAAACCCCCCUAACAAACCAAGCAUCCUUACUGCAAGUCAUUCUUAUCAUCCAAUAUAUAAUAUAUUUAACAAAUAUAUAUAUUGAAACGUGUAUAAAAAAAACAACAACAACAAAAAAAACAACAGGUCCUUUGCCAUCUAAAUGUCCUCAAAACAUUUUAAAAGGAAGUGACACGAUGGCUAUAAAAUAUUCCUGUAAAAUUGCAUUAUUGCAAAAACUAAGUCUAUGUUAUGACACGCAUGUAUUGAUUAAAAUAUUACGAGAGGCUAUUUUGUAACUAAACAACAAUUUUAGUAAGUUAUUUCCUCAAUUAUUGGAUAAAACAAACCAAGUUCAUGUUUUGUAGUUAUUAGUUGUUGGUGACAGUGUCAGACAGCUGAUUUGGUGUCGCUAAGGAAUGCAGUCCUGUUGAAGAGCAUCACACACUUGUACCUGCUCAGUAGUUCAUAAUAGAAUCCUGUUUAUACACUAGAACAAUAUUUAAUGCAGGAGUUUGUGCCACACGAAGAAAGCGAUGUUGUCUUUGCAGCUGCAGAUAAUCAGCUCACACGAAUGAACCGUUGCGGAACGUCUCUCCCUCGUUUGAACCAGGGAGGACGCUACAGUUUGAAACCUGAGAUUUAGCAGAAGAGCAGCUACUUAAAAAUCUCUGCGUGAGAGUGUGUGUGUGUGUGUGUGUGUGUGGAUGCACGAUAGGUGCCGAUCACAUGCUGUUUUACCACAGAUGCUGCCAUAAUGUGGGUGUUUUGUUGCGAUAUGUUGAAGAAGAAAGUGUUUUUUUUGUUUGUUUUUUCUUGGGGAGGGGAGGGGGGGGGGAUCCAUUAAAAAGGACACUCGAAGAAAAAUAAAAACAGAGGAAACAUAUUAAACUUCUGUUACACCUGUUGUUAGGAAAAAGUGUUUGGGUGAUCUAGUUUUCUUUUUCAGACACCAUCUGUGGUAUAUCUUGCCUCCAGCCUAAUUACUGCCCUCACCUGCGACUGUUUGUUUGCUUCUGUGUUUUUUCUGCAUUCCCCAUCUCCAUGUGACCCCUCCCUGCCUCCUGCGCCACCAUACAGCAACUGUUAAUGUAUUUAAAAGGUCAAGUAGAUGUACGCAGUUUUUCUCUUGUUGAUAUGACAACAAUUACAAUAAAUAAUGCCAAUAAAAAGGACAAAAAGUGAUGCUGGCGUACUGCUUUUUUUUGCAGAUGACGAGACGUGACAUUUUAGGAUUUUCUGGAAGAUCGAAAGGAAAGAUUGACCAACGAGCGUUAUUUGGUUUUGACUGAGCUACAGCGGAAGCUGUAGCUUUGUAAGAGUGAUAGCAACAAUUUAUUUUAACUCGGACAAGAAAACGAACAUGCUCAUUUUCAAAAAUAACUCCUUCAUCAAAUAAAAUAAGGCACACAUCAGGGGCAAAAUGGGAGUUUGUGAACAUUUUAUUGUGAAAUGGCAGAGGAUACAAUAAGUUAAGACGUCGGGGUUGGGUCGGUGAGAAGUGGAUUCAUUUUCAUGGCCAGUCCUGGGCCAAAAUCAGUCACCUAACUGGCAGAUAGAGAGCCAGCCGGACAGUAAAGUGACACGAGAGGAUCAUCAUUAUCUGACCUUCCCCUCCGUCACUGUUCCACUGUGAAAAACCAGUGACCAUUAAAAAAAGGAAACAGGAGGACUUAGGUGAAGAUGAUGGUGGGAUGGCUUCCCUAAUGGCGGGAGGAGGAGGAGGAGGAGGAG
Solea solea (common sole) is the source of this 7972-nucleotide messenger RNA. RefSeq names its product microtubule-associated protein 2 (gene map2). Gene Ontology annotation, molecular function: microtubule binding. Gene Ontology annotation, cellular component: neuron projection. Lineage: Eukaryota; Metazoa; Chordata; Actinopteri; Pleuronectiformes; Soleidae. The coding region runs from base 378 to 5834 and encodes 1818 amino acids. The transcript is spliced from 21 exons. Gene Ontology annotation, biological process: neuron projection development; microtubule cytoskeleton organization. The record is from RefSeq and is a predicted model, not a curated record.